Scaptodrosophila lebanonensis is the source of this 3849-nucleotide messenger RNA. RefSeq names its product transient-receptor-potential-like protein (gene trpl). The record is from RefSeq and is a predicted model, not a curated record. The coding region runs from base 545 to 3754 and encodes 1069 amino acids. The transcript has 14 exons. Gene Ontology annotation, biological process: calcium ion transmembrane transport; regulation of cytosolic calcium ion concentration; manganese ion transport. Gene Ontology annotation, cellular component: membrane; cation channel complex. Gene Ontology annotation, molecular function: store-operated calcium channel activity; protein binding; inositol 1,4,5 trisphosphate binding. Lineage: Eukaryota; Metazoa; Arthropoda; Insecta; Diptera; Drosophilidae.
UUUUCAUGCCAGUAUGUAAGAGCAGAGAAAGAACCGUAAACAAAGGCGAAACGAGCACAAUCUUUUCAGUUGGAAAGCUUUCUUUGCAAUAACGAGCAGGUUGGUAGUUGCUCCGGAGGCCGACAUUCCCGCAGCCAAUGCCUCCACCAUGCACCAUUACUGUGGGCGGCAUUAGCAUGAAAUCUGUGAUGAGUUUAAGUUCGUAGUACUUUCAAUAAUGUUCAGCCGCCGACACCUUCUGUGGAUUGAUGUAUUGACACUGACUGAGCAACUCCGACCAUAGCCGUCAGUUCCAUCCGCAUUUGUGGCUACAAACAGAACCAUUGGCAUUCCAGCUGUUGCGCCCACCCCUGGAGCUAAUGGCGGCAUUGCAGCUGGAGCCGGUGCCCCUAAAACGGUGGGUGGUUGUGUGCCGCUGGGAUUACCACAACCUUUGCUGCUCGAGGAGAAGAAAUUUCUGCUGGCUGUCGAGCGUGGCGAUAUUCCAAAUGUGCGCAGAAUACUACAGAAGGCGCUGCGACGCCAUCACAUCAACAUCAACUGUAUGGACCCGCUAGGCAGACGGGCUCUCACUCUGGCUAUUGACAACGAGAACUUGGAGAUGGUAGAGCUGCUUGUUGUGAUGGGCAUCGAGACAAAGGAUGCGUUGCUGCACGCCAUCAAUGCGGAAUUCGUUGAAGCUGUGGAGCUACUGCUCGAACAUGAGGAACUCAUCUACAAAGAAGGAGAGCUGUAUAGCUGGCAAAAAGUGGACAUUAACACCGCCAUGUUUCCCCCAGAUAUAACACCUCUAAUACUGGCUGCACAUAAAAAUAACUUUGAAAUCCUACGCAUCUUACUAGAUCGUGGUGCGGCGGUCCCCGUCCCACACGACAUACGAUGCGGCUGCGAGGAGUGCGUGCGCCUCUCCAGUGAGGAUUCGCUUCGUCACUCCCUAUCGCGCGUCAAUAUUUAUCGUGCGCUCUGCAGUCCUUCUCUUAUUUGUCUGACCUCCCAUGAUCCUAUUUUAACGGCAUUCCAAUUAUCGUGGGAACUCCGCAAUCUGUCGCUAACCGAGCAAGAGUGCAAGGCGGAGUACAUAGAGCUGCGAGGUCAGUGCCAAAAAUUUGCGGUCGACUUGUUAGAUCAAACGCGGACCUCCAAUGAACUUGCCAUAAUACUUAACUAUGAUCCAGAAAUGUCCACCUAUGAGCCAGGGGAUCGCAUGAGCCUGACGCGCUUGGUACAGGCAAUAUCUUACAAGCAGAAAAAGUUUGUAGCGCACUCGAAUAUUCAGCAGUUGCUCUCGUCCAUUUGGUACGAUGGACUUCCUGGCUUUCGGCGAAAGAGCAUUAUGAAUAGAUUCUUAUGCAUUGUGCAAGUCGCUGUUCUCUUCCCCCUCUACUGUUUGAUCUACAUGUUUGCUCCUUCAUGUACCACGGGACAAUUGAUGCGCAAGCCCUUUAUGAAGUUUCUCAUACAUGCCUCGUCCUAUUUAUUCUUCUUAUUUAUACUUAUUCUGGUGUCACAACGAGCUGAUGACGAUGUGAUACGCAUCUUUGGCACGACGCGCAUGAAAGCCGAGCUGGCCGAACAGGAGCUGCGUCAACGUGGACAGGCGCCCACCAAGUUGGAGCUGCUCGUCGUGCUAUACGUAUUUGGUUUCAUGUGGGAGGAGGUGCAGGAGAUAUUUGCUGUGGGCAUACAAAGCUAUUUGCGAAAUAUGUGGAACUUUAUUGAUUUUCUGCGCAACAGUCUUUAUGUGAGCGUUAUGUGUCUGCGUGCAUUUGCCUACAUACAACAGGCUACGGAGAUAGCGAGCAACCCACAAAUGGCAUACAUUCCUCGGGAGAAAUGGCAUGACUUUGAUCCACAACUCAUAGCCGAGGGACUUUUCGCCGCCGCCAACGUCUUCUCUGCGCUGAAGCUGGUACAUCUAUUCAGCAUCAAUCCGCACUUGGGGCCGCUUCAAAUCUCAUUGGGUAGAAUGGUCAUUGACAUCGUCAAGUUUUUCUUUAUAUACACCCUAGUGUUGUUUGCGUUUGCUUGCGGCCUCAAUCAACUGCUGUGGUACUUUGCCGCGUUGGAGAAGAGCAAGUGCUACGUGUUGCCCGGAGGAGAGGCGGACUGGACAUCGCAUGGUGACUCCUGUAUGAAAUGGCGGCGCUUUGGAAACCUGUUCGAGUCCUCGCAGUCGCUGUUCUGGGCCAGUUUUGGCAUGGUGGGGCUGGACGACUUUGAGCUCACGGGCAUCAAAUCGUACACGCGCUUCUGGGGUCUCCUCAUGUUCGGAUCGUACAGCGUCAUCAAUGUGAUUGUGCUGUUGAACCUGCUUAUUGCAAUGAUGUCCAACUCGUAUGCCAUGAUUGAUACACAUUCGGACACUGAGUGGAAAUUUGCGCGGACCAAGCUGUGGAUGAGCUACUUUGAGGACAGCUCAACGCUCCCGCCACCCUUCAAUGUACUGCCGUCCGUAAAGUGGCUAAUCAGAGCAUUUAGAAAGUCCAGCAAGGCCAUAGAUAGGCAGCGGUCAAAGAAACGACAAGAGCAGGAGCAGUACAACAAAUAUGACAACAUUAUGCGUUCACUGGUCUGGCGCUAUGUGGUGGCCAUGCAUCGCAAGUUCGAGGAUAACCCCGUGACUGAAGAUGAUAUCAACGAGGUCAAGAGCGAUAUUAGCACCAUGCGCUAUGAAAUGCUCGAGAUAUUCGAGAACAGUGGGCUGGAUGUAUCUUCGGCCAACAAGAAGGAGAAACCCCCUCGACCGCGUCGUAUGAAGGUCUGGGAGCGUCGCCUUAUGAAAGGCUUCCAAGUAGCACCGGUGCAAACAUGCGGCAAUGAGCAAGACUCCUAUGGAAAUGUCAACGGUGAAGGCGACAUGCAUGAAAUCAAAGUAGAGAGUGUACCCUCCAAGCCGGCCAAAGAAACGGCGAAGGAACGCUUCAAGCGAGUGGCACGUACCGUACUCAUACAGUCAACCACACAUAAGUGGAAUGUGGCACUACAGGGCACGAUGCCGAAUUCGCAAAUCGGACGGUGCACUAAUGAUGGUCGUAAGAACUUGCAUCAUCUGGGGAAAGCAAUCGAGGAAGCCAAAAAACUUAUUAUGCUUAAUCCGACGAGCGCUUCUGGACGAGAGUCGCCGAUACGGAUUGAGUUUGUGGACGAGAAGACAAGCACGCUACUUGAGUUGCUCAAUCAAAUUAGCGAUGAGAUUAACGUGCGCCAGACACCUAUUCUGCAGACUAGUUGCAGGCCAAUUUGGAGGCCGCCACUGAGAGCUGCACCUUUUCUGGCCAGUAGCAACGCGCGCUCGCUGACGGCACCCGAAUUACGUCUGACAAAGAGAAGACCUGGAUCCGCGACUACAACCAAUCGGGAUUAUGCAAAACCAACAGGUGCACCAGCGCGUGAACCCAAUUGCAAAGCACGCGAGCUGCCUCUAUGCCCUGGAAAGCUGCAGCAACAAUGUGCCGGGUCCAAUAAGCCGUGCGCUCCGCCAAAGAAGUCGGCACCGACGCCGCCGCCUAUUAACGCGCCAAUGCUUCCUACACACGCCCCUCUUGCCGUGGAGGAGGGAAGCGCCGGCUCUGUGCGUCUUGAAGGCAACAACAGCAUUUGCGUGCCCCUGGGCAAUUCCAACUCCUUCGACAUACAUGUAGUGGAUCUCGAUGAGAGUAGCCCCAGCGUGGCCAAUGACAAUCAGUCCGAUGCAAGCUCCAUAACAACUAUAGACACCAGCCGAGCUGAAGAGUCUAAUAAACAUAGGCUCUGAAUGAGCUGGUGGCGUGACCAACUGCGUUUCGAUUCGCAAGCAGCAUUUCUGUUUACUUUUGUUGAUAAACCCCAAUGCAAACUGAUAAAUGUGUA